Molecule: messenger RNA, 1220 nt
Organism: Paramecium octaurelia
Lineage: Eukaryota; Ciliophora; Oligohymenophorea; Peniculida; Parameciidae
Source: the annotation of a GenBank genome assembly
UAUGUUAACAUACACUGACUUUUGUUUAAAAUUAGCAACUAUAGUUAAGGAAGAAAAGAUAGAAUCUCUGAAGAUUUACGAGUUAAUUAAUUAUACACUUGAUUUAUUAGAAAGUACUUAAUCACCCAUUGAUACAUAUGUAUAUUUUGUAAUUCAUUAAAGGAAGAAGUGAUUAGCAAAGAAUUGAAAUUUUAUAAAAGUGAAUGCUAAUACUAGUCACAAUUACGGACUUCCUUACAAUUGUAGGUCAAAGUAUUUAUCAAUAUAAAUUAGCAAGCAAUUACAAACCCAAUUAUUUGAAGUAAAAGAAACAAAUGCACGUCUUAUUGAGAUUCUAAAAUAAUAAAAAAAGUAAUAACUUCAAAGCAAUUUGAAAACUGAAACAAACACCAAUACUCAAACAUAAACUUAAACUCAUAAAUUGGAAACACAAAGAUUAUCCUCUCGUUUAAAUAAAGAAUGUUUUUUUAUUAUAUUUAUAUAGAAUUUACUACCAUGUCUCGAUAACCGAUUUUACCUAUCACUCAAAAGUAAUCCCAAUUGGCUCCACAUUUAACAAUAGAAAUCAAAAACAUUAGAACUCCUUUGAUGGAAAGCCAAGCACCCAAGAAUUUAAAGGAACUAUUUGAUCAAUGUGUUGCCUAAUUAUAUAGAGAAAACAAGAUCAAGGGGAACUUCUAGAAACAAAAUAAAUAAAAUUGCAAUAGAGACCAUUAAGGUUAGUUUUUAUUGACAUAAGAAUCAAAUGACAUCUAAUUUUCAAAACUGGAUAUCAAGACUCUCACCGAAAGGUAUACCAAAUUCAAUCAAUUAAUUUAGAUUCUUUUUGAAUCCUCAUUUUAUUAAGAUGGUUGAAGCCUAGAUAUUUGACAUUAAGUGUUGCAAUUUCAAGGCUUGUAUCUAUAAUUAAAGAUAAAUCUAAUAAUAAAUCGAUUCAGGUCUUUAUAAAGAGGAAAUUCAUUAAACUCAUCUGCCUAAAAGGAGUCUCACCUUUAGAUAGGAUAAUAGAAGUAAAAGUGUUGGUAAAAAUGAGGGUAUUGUGAUUGUCAAUUAAGAUAGAUUACAAACUUCAAUAUUAGUAUUUAUAUUAGGAAAUUUAAAGACUAGAAAAAGAGAUUGUCUCUACAUCUACAAAUAGAUUUACAGUCUAAGAACUGAAAUUGCAGUUGAGAGAAGCAAAGGAAAAACUUGUAGAAAUAUAAUCUAAGAUUUUAAAUUGA